Messenger RNA from Drosophila montana, 4354 nucleotides. It is a transcript of the gene subdued, whose product is annotated as subdued. Lineage: Eukaryota; Metazoa; Arthropoda; Insecta; Diptera; Drosophilidae. The coding region runs from base 308 to 3610 and encodes 1100 amino acids. Gene Ontology annotation, cellular component: plasma membrane. Gene Ontology annotation, biological process: chloride transmembrane transport. The record is from RefSeq and is a predicted model, not a curated record. The transcript is spliced from 15 exons. Gene Ontology annotation, molecular function: protein dimerization activity; chloride channel activity.
GGUGAUGCCGAGCUGGCCGCGAGUCUUAAUGCCGCUACUUAAAGCGCAAUCGCUUCAAUGCAUCUGUAUAGUAUAAAGUGGUAGAUUUAGUAGGCAGUGAUAAAAGCCCUCAUUCUUUAAAUUUAAAAUCUCUCAUGCUCGCGAGUUGACCUCGCGCUGAUUAACUUGGCUAACGCGACCCGAAAAUUCUGCUUGCUUUACACACACACACACACACACACACGCGCGCGCAAAUGUCAUGUGAAAGUAAACAAGUCGGUCGAGAAAUUAGCAGAGUGUAGCCAAAACCAAACACGUCUAAAGCGAAAUGCUAAAUUUAGAUAAUGCCGAUGCCGAUGGCGAUGCUGAUGAGCUGGAAACGCCUCCAACAUUGCCCCAACCGCCACCUCAGCCCGAAGAAGAGUCCUCACGGCUGCUGGCAGAGCAGAGCAAGCAACCAGAUGUUACGUUUAAGCCGCCCUACACGGCUCCAUUGGCCCCCUACGAUAUGGAGCUGCUGAAGCGAGUUGGCCUAAAGGGCAAACUAGUGGCCGAAGACAGCAUAUGGGGAGCCGCGGAAGCUACGACCCGGUUUGUGGAACUUGAGCGGGGGAACUUGAGCGAUGCCGGAAAAGCCAGCAAGUCAUCGAGUGAAUCACUAAGCUUGCACGAGAAACGAGCGAGAUUUGCGGAGAGCAGCUCAUCCACCUUAAAACUGCCAGACACGGCCGGGCAACUGCCCAACGGCAAGUCCAGCCAGCAUAGGAGCAACACCUUAAAUCACUCUACUCCCCUACUGCCAAUGACUGAACCCACGCUGGUGCCGAGCAACUAUGAUGACCGCGAAUGCAGUUGUCCACGUGAAUUUUACCAAAGAGCCGAGCUCAACACCUCACUAUUCUUUGAGGAUUGCACGCGUUCGAUUGAUUUUGUGCUGGCCCACACGAUCAAUGCACACGAACCCACGGAGGCGGAAAAUGCGGAGAAGCGACGCGUAUUUCAGGAGAAUCUAGUGCAGCAAGGCCUCGAGGUGGAGCUCAGCCAAAAGGACCAAAUCUACUUUGUCAAGAUACAUGCACCUUUGGAGGUGCUGCGCCGUUAUGCGGAGAUACUUAAGCUGCGUAUGCCCAUGAAGGAGUCAUUAUGUAAUAUGCGCGUAUCUGAAAGAUCAAAUCGACUACACAAUGCGGCGCAUUAUUUGUCCAAGAAGGUCUGCAAAAGUGUCCAGAUACCCGGUCUAUCUGUGGUGAAUCGUUCCACAAAAAGUGUAUAUUCUAGUCUCAAAACAGUCUGUCAAUUCUUUUUGCGCAAUAUUUAUGUCGACGAGCAAUACUUUCCAAAACGUGCGCAUCGUUUCACGGCCAUUUACAGUCGUGAUAAGGAGUAUCUGUUCGACAUACGUCAGGACUGCUUCUUUACAACCGCAGUCCGUUCGCGUAUUGUGGAAUUCAUUUUGGAUCGCCAGCGAUUUCCAGCCAAGCGCCACAGCGAUAUGGCUUUUGGUAUUGAGCGUUUGGUAGCCGAGGGUGUCUACUGUGCGGCCUAUCCACUGCAUGAUGGCGAAAUUAAUGAGGAGGGCACCAUGCGUGAGCUGCUGUACACAAACUGGGCGUCGGUGAAAAAAUGGUAUCGUUAUCAGCCACUAGAUGAUAUUAAAGAGUACUUUGGCGUUAAGAUUGGUCUGUACUUCGCUUGGCUGGGCUACUAUACGUAUAUGCUGUUGCUGGCCUCCAUAGUGGGCGUGGCUUGUUUUCUUUACUCCUGGAUCUCACUGAAAAACUAUGUGCCCGUUAAGGACAUUUGCUUGCGCUCAAACUCAAAUAUAACAAUGUGCCCGCUUUGCGACUGGUGUGAAUUCUGGAAUCUCAAAGAGACUUGCAACUAUGCCAAGAUAACAUACCUAAUAGAUAAUCCAAGUACGGUAUUUUUUGCCGUCUUUAUGUCAUUUUGGGCCACGUUAUUUCUGGAGCUUUGGAAACGAUAUUCGGCUGAGAUUACACAUCGCUGGGAUUUGACAGGCUUCGAUGUGCACGAGGAACACCCCCGGCCGCAGUAUCUGGCGCGCCUGGAGCACAUUGAACCCACACGCACAGACUAUGUGACCAAUAUGAAGGAACCGACGGUGCCCUUCUGGCGCAUGAAGUUGCCAGCGACAGUAUUCAGCUUCUCAGUUGUGGUGCUACUUAUAGCCUUGGCUUUUGUUGCGCUUGUCGCGGUUGUCGUUCAUCGCAUGUCCAUGCUGGCUGCUCUAAAGGUGGACGGUAGCGGCAUGACCACGUCGAAAGCGAUUGUUCUGGCCGCUGCAUCGGCGGCAUUUGUUAAUCUUUGCUUGCUUUACGUACUGAACUAUUUGUAUAAUCACUUGGCUGAAUAUUUGACUGAGCUGGAAAUGUGGCGCACUCAAACGCAAUUCGACGAUUCGCUGACGCUUAAGAUUUACCUGUUGCAGUUUGUGAAUUAUUAUGCCUCUAUAUUUUAUAUAGCAUUUUUCAAGGGCAAAUUUGUCGGCCACCCGGGCCAGUAUAUAACGGUCUUCAAAUACCGUCAAGAGGAGUGCUCCUCGGGCGGCUGUCUGACGGAGCUCUGCAUACAGCUGGCCAUUAUAAUGAUCGGAAAACAGGCAUUCAAUACCAUAUUGGAGGUUUACCUGCCCAUGUUUUGGCGCAAGGUACUGGCCAUUCAGGUUGGCCUUUCGCGGCUAUUUGGCAAUGCGGUUAAGCCAGACAAGACCAAGGAUGAGCGCUGGAUGCGCGAUUUCAAGCUGUUGGAUUGGGGUGCACGUAGCUUGUUUCCAGAGUAUCUGGAAAUGGUUUUGCAAUAUGGGUUUGUCACCAUUUUUGUGGCUGCCUUUCCGCUUGCUCCGUUCUUUGCGCUUCUCAACAACAUACUCGAAAUGCGCUUGGACGCCAAAAAGCUGCUGACACAUCACAAAAGGCCCGUUUCCCAGCGUGUCAGGGACAUAGGUGUCUGGUAUCGCAUACUGGAUUGCAUUGGCAAGCUGAGUGUCAUCACGAAUGGCUUCAUCAUUGCCUUCACUUCAGAUAUGAUACCACGUUUGGUCUAUCGUAGCUUAAAGUCAGAAGAUGGUACUUUGAACGGAUACUUGGACUUUACCUUGUCCGAGUUCAAAAUAUCAGACUCCUCCAAGCUACAAAGCCUAGCAGGUGAUUCUGCCAACAUUACCACGUGCAAAUACACGGACUAUCGUGAGCCGCCCACAUCACCGGAAAAAUAUCAUUUGACGAGCAUGUAUUACAUAAUCUUAGCUUGUCGCUUGGGAUUUGUUGUGGUUUUUGAAAACUUUGUGGCCUUAGUGAUGAUAUUGGUACGCUGGUGUAUUCCGGACAUGAGCGUGGAACUACGGGACCAAAUCCGACGUGAAGUGUACAUAACCAAUGAGAUUAUCAUAGAUCAAGAAGCACAACGCGCGCGUUUUGAACGUGCGAAACGUAACUAUUCAGUUGUACAAAAUCCCAGCGAACAAGAUGUGGAUGCUGCAUCUGUAGAUGAACCAAAUACGAAGUUUAUACAGAUUGAAAAGCUACUCACCGCGAAUCUCUCGCAAAUUGAAAUGGACUCAAUUCUACAUGGCGAAAACUCGACCACAGGCAUCUCUGGUGCAGACUGCUAGAAUCUACUCUGAAAAGCACAAAAUGCUCAGUGAUCCGCACAUAGUUGUUAUACUUUUAGUUGAAUUUUUAGCUUAGGUUACAAAAGUGCUUAAUUGUGUUAUGCCAGUUCCUUUACACAAAUAAUUUUGAAUUUUUUUUUUUUGCAAAUGCUUGCAAUAUGGUUUUAAGCUUUACUCACUAAACAUCUCGGAUUUGUUGAAAACAAUCGCGAAUGUGAUAUAAAUUCACAAUACUAAAGUGCAACCUAAUGGAUACCUAAGUAUAUUUUGAUCAAGUCCAGUAAGUGCCAAACUUUAAGCUUGCGCAAAAUGUUACAAAAACUGCAUAAAAAUAUGUGAUUAAUAUAUUCAACUAAGGGAAAAACGUUAGCUUUACGAUCUUGUCAAUAAUGAGAAAUUCACAUCAAUACAGUUAAAUUAUUUGAAUCACAUUUUUAUUUAAAUAUAUUAUGUUGUUUUGUUGUGAUUUGCUUAGUCAAGAGUUGCAUAUAUAUUAUUUUCGAAAAUCUUAAAUAAAUCUCAUCUAUUUGUACUAAAUCUCAGGCUCUCUCGAAAGACCCAUUGAAUUGUCAUGUAUACAAACAUAAACUAUAUAAAAUGUGAAUCUAUUUUAGAUAAAAUAGUUAUAGAUAUAUAUAUAUAUAUAUUUAUAAAUAUAAAGUUCAUAUUAUAUUAUCUGGGCAAAUGAAUGUAUAAAGAAUGUUAUUAAAACUACAAACUGAGUUUGUGCAUUGAAAUGUAUCU